CGCGCCAACUGAAUUUAGGGCCGUUAUCUUCUCCUUCCUCUCUCUCUCUCUCUCUUCUCCAUCUCUCUCUCCUAAUUUUCUGGACAAACUCUUUUUUCCAGAGGUUCUGCGGGAAAUUUCUUGGAGGAGGAGGAGGAGGGAGAGAGGGAGAAGAAACAUCUCCGAUCCUUUUGUAAUUUGGUUGAAUGUGAAUCUCUCCCACCCCGUUUCCAGCCUUAAUCAUGAUUCCGAGUUUAUCUGGAGAAGUUUUUUCGUUUGAGGAAUUCGACAUUGAUUUCGAAUUUGACGCACCUCGUUUCUACGAUUUCUCCAGACCAGAGCUCGAUUCCGAGACAGAGGAGAUCGAGUUCUGGUUCGAAUCCGCUGGAAACUAUCCUCCUUCGCCUUUUAGCCCAAAGUGCAAUUGGAAACUCGAGCCGCUUAAGCAAAUCACAAACAUCAUCUCCGAAACUAAGCCUGUUGAGAUUUCAAAACCGGUUAUAGAAUCCGGUCUGAAUCGAAAAGAUCAAUACAACGGGUUCAUUUAUUAUAACCAAACUGUUAAAGAUGUCUCAAAGACCAAACCCAAAUCAAAAACGAAAUCAUGCUGUAGCUCAACUUUAACAAGACCUACGGCUUCUUUACUUGCAAGGCAGAACAAACCAUUAGACGUUUACUCUGUUCAACUUCUGACUAGAUGUCAGAGAUCAUUAGCAAAGUUUGGUGGUAACUUAUCUCCGAUCUUAGACUCUAAGUUGCAAAACAAAGACACCAAAAGGCCAAAACUGGAAGCUAAGGUGUCUCGAGUUAACUCCAACAGAAGAUCGAAACUCACUGUUCCAAAGGAACCGAAUCUCAGAACUGCAGAAAGAUCUGAAAGACACAGGUCUAAGCUUAACUCAGAAACUGAGCAGAAUGCAAAACCAAGGAUUAGUUCAUCUAAAAGAAACACUACGAACAAAAAUAUUAAAGUUGAACCUUGUUCAACACCUUUGCCAAAAAGUAAUACUCCACGGUCUCAAGAUCUUCUUCAGGAAUUUGGCUUAAGAACAUUACUGAGAGCAAAGGAACGCUCUUCAAAUGCGAAAAUUGAUGCCAUACAAGAGAACAUUGCUACUAACUCCAGAACGCUAAAACCCACUAAAUCCCCAAAGGGUAGGUUAGUCAAAGGAAAUCACAGCAGUGAAAAACUGGGUGAACCAUCUAGCAUCAAAUAUGGAACACCAAGCUCUUACAGGACAGAUAUUAACAGGAGCAUGGAUUUAUGCCGGAAAUUCGAUUCACAGGAAGUGUCAGGGAGCCUAAUCAUUGCUUAAUCUUCACAUUGAAGAUGUUAUGAUCAUGUUUAAUACAAACGCCUUCCUAUGUCUAUAUAUAUAUAUAGAAACGUGUAUACUUGUUUAGAUAUAUGCAUAGCCAUAGAGAAAGUGAUUUCAUUGAUUUUUUGUUGUGGGGUCAUACAUAUGUAAGCUAGUAAAUCAGAAGACUAAAGACUUUACAGUACUCGUGAGCAAUAUUCUUGGGAGAAAACAAACAUUAACUUCACAUAUCCUUUUCCAUAUAACCUUUGUUCUUGUCUUUAAUGCUUCCCACACCAAACAUACCUUCUUUUUCCUUACCCAAAAUACCCCUUGUACUAGUCUAAAUUAUUAACUAAAAAACCAUCCUUUGCUUCUAAUCA
Molecule: messenger RNA, 1660 nt
Organism: Brassica napus (rape)
Lineage: Eukaryota; Viridiplantae; Streptophyta; Magnoliopsida; Brassicales; Brassicaceae
Exons: 11
Coding region: 222-1295 (357 amino acids)
Biological process (GO): regulation of mitotic spindle organization; activation of protein kinase activity; mitotic spindle assembly
Cellular component (GO): nuclear microtubule; mitotic spindle
Molecular function (GO): protein kinase activator activity; microtubule binding
Source: RefSeq, a predicted model, not a curated record